AUUAUCAAUAAAUUAUAUAUCGAACGUGAUCGAACUUCGUACUUGCCGGUGGCGAAAAUAAUCGAAAAGUCUUGUUCGUGAUCGCGACUCGUAACAAAAGACGUACGGUUCCGUUCCGGUCGGAAGGAAGUUUUUUCAGCCUCCUUCCACUUGCGCUUCAACUCUAGUGAACCUGCGUCCCAGCACCACCUCGGAUUUAGUUUAUUAUGUGCAGAACGGUGUGUGUAUGUGGCGCGGUUUAUUUGAAGAACUGCUGCUGGCGCUGGCUGGCGGCUCUGAGUGCUGUGGAACCGUUGAGACGUGACAACCAGUAACACUGCGGAAGACGGAAUGGACGGAGAGUGUUUGAUAUGUAGUGCUCCAUUUCGAUAGAUCCAGUGAAAUGUGUCUGUAAGUGAGAUCGGGUUAAAAUAUACCGGACGGAGCAAGAUUUAGCCAACUCAUGCUUAAUGUCCUUAAUGGGAAGUCCAAUCAGUGCAUUUUGAAUCGUGAGUGGGAGGGGAAGCCUAAAAACGGAAUGUGUGUCACGAUAUUUGUACUACCUACAUAGUAGUGCUUGAUAGUAGUGGAGAAGAUGUUUCGUGCUAAAUUGGAAUCUACUGCUCCAAGGCACCCUCGAAUGAUUCAACAAAAGACGAUGUCGAAAUCUCGCCGUUGUGGUAUCACAAACGGUUUUCAGGCAAAGCUAAGACGGCGAGGACGGCGAUGAAGGAAUGGAGGAAAAUCGUGAAUCUGAACUCUUGCAAACCAACGAUAACAGUGAAAAGGAAAAUAAUAUGCCAGAAAAUGACACCGACGAGGACGACGACUGCGAUGAGCCGGAAAAUGACGAUGGCAUGGCAAAAAAUCAUAUUUACGACCAUGAGUCAAUAGAAUCCAAUGAUUUCGAUGACGACGAUAUGACAUCGGGAAGCUUUUGUUCAGAGCUCUACUCUUCGCACACAUCGUCAAGCUUUUCACCCUCCAUAUCGGAUGGCAUGACGACGCCGACCUCGUUAACCAACGACGGUGAUGCAGGAUUGCCGAAUGGGGACUCUGCUGGCGGUGCUGAUACUUCUGGAGACAAAUGCCGCUCUGAGCGGCGCAACCGGAUUGACAAUAAUAAUAAAAUAAUUAAAAACAACAAUCACACUAAUAGCCACAGCAAGAAUAAUGACGGUACUUAUCGCUGUCAGUUCUGUGAUAAAACAUUUCCACGUCUAGGAUAUCUAAAGAAGCACGAGCAGAGCCAUACCGAACAUAUGCCAUUCAAGUGUGAAUAUUGUGCUCGUUUGUUCAAACACAAGAGGUCAAGAGAUCGUCAUACCAAGCUGCAUACGGGAGAUCGACGAUAUCGGUGUCCUCAUUGUGAGGCAGCAUUUUCGAGAAGUGAUCAUUUAAAAAUUCACAUGAAAACACACGACAAUCAAAAGCCAUUCCAGUGCACAAUUUGUAACCGUGGUUACAACACCGCAGCUGCCCUAACAAGUCACAUGCAGAACCACAAGAAACAAAUAGCUCUAACAGGAAGCCCGAAUCUAACCUAUAGUCCACGUUCUACUAGCUCUCUGUCUAGUAGCGCUUCUAAUCCUAAACGAAAGUUCUCACCAUAUGAACAGAACUUGAUGAUGGUCAACCGAACGAAGUUGUUAAAAUCUGGAGAUUUGUCUUGUAUGUAUUGCACGCAGAACGAUUUCGCAAAUAUUGAACAGCUAGGAUCCCAUGUGCAAACGAUGCACAGUAACAUACUUUUAAAUGAAAACAAUUUUCAUCGACAUUCUUCUCCUGAUUCUGUAAUACCAUAUACUCCAGUUUCAUGUGAGUUUUGUACAAUGAAGUUUCCCACAAUACCUUUGAUGCUCAACCAUCUGAAAACAAGUCAUUUGGAUAAAAUAAAUAGUCCACAUAAUUACUUGGAGCAGUUUAACAAAAAUCUAAUGAGCACGUAUACUUCAUUCUACGGUGCAAAAUUUUUCGACGAAAAAAGCGAUUCGGCUACGCAAUCGGAAAUAAAAACUGAACGAUCUUCUUGUGACAAAAGUGUCAAAGACGAAAACGGGAAUGAAGAAAUGUCCGUCCCGGUGGAAGCCAAAACUAUAAAACAAGAGAAAAGAGAUGAUAAUGAUAACUCCCAAGGUGCUUCUGAGCAACUUGCACCUACCGAUUUAAGUCAACCACGUCUGAAGAAACUGAAAUCGGAAACCGAGAAUCUUUUCUCGCCUAGUCGAGAAACGCAAAAAGACAGCAACAAUAUCGCGUCUAGUCCAGCGUUGACCAAUCCACCUGGGGCAUACCUUUGCAAUCAAUGCAACGCAGCACUGCCCGAUUUUGAAUCUUUUCGCGCGCAUCUGAAGGCGCAUCUCGAACAAGGAACAACAUCGUCGUUUCUAUGCCAGCAGUGCGGUAUCACAUUGGGCGAUCCGCAGGAAUACGAAAAGCACGUGACUGGACACUAUCUCGUCACCAGCGCGGAAUAUGUUUGCGAUGCGAAUUGUUCGAAAGCAUUCUCCAAAACUGAAGAACUACACAAGCAUUUGUAUGAUUCCCACACUCAACUACUUUAUAAAUGUAUUCUCUGCAAUGAAACGUUUGACAGUAAAGUUACCAUACAGGUCCAUUUCGCCGUUACGCACUCCAAUGAGAUAAAACUCUAUCGGUGUUCGGCUUGCGCGGAAGUAUUUCGAGUUGAGCGAGAAUUCAGAAACCACAUCCGAUCGAGACAUAUCACACCCGGUGCUGUACAAUGCGUAUUCUGUAGAGUCGUCUGCUCGUCGGAACUUGAAAUGCAGUUUCAUUUGGCUGCACAUGCAAGGAAAUUCAAAUGUCCCGCAUGUCCAGAAUCAUUUCACGUCGAAUUCCUGUUAGAUAGACAUAUGCAAACUCAUCACAGCCAGAAGGAGAUAUCUAACGCUGGGGCAGUAACACCGAGCACUGUGCAUAAUACCGGGAACACUAGUAGCCUUGAGUAUCUACAUUUACAAGGUCAAAUGGCCGCCGCUGCCGCUGGUUGGCAAAACUUGUAUGCGGCCAAUAAGUUCUACAAUCCAUUACAUGUCGAUACGCUGAAUCCUCUGAAACAUCCCGGGUUUCUUCACGGUUUCUAUGAUAGUUUAAGCAAAUCGCACGCGCAUCGCUAUUUGGAGCAUUCUAAGAAAGGAUUCGUGAGUCCAAACAAUGCUCCGCCAUCUAAGGCGCUGAUUAACCUAUAUAACCAAAGAUCAGCAUCCAUCAACGGAUUAUAUUCACCAGAUCAUAAUGCAUCGAGUUCUGGGGGAAAUUCACAAACGGCUGGUUCUUCAGGUGUCACUAAGACACAACAUAUCUAUUCUCCAACAACAUCAUUGCUGAGAUAUAGUACGAAUACAUCUGGUGUACCACCAACAACGAGCAGUACCGAUGGGUCAUCUACAGGACCUGACAAGCAAAUUUCUUCAAAUUCCAAAUCGAAUAGUAAUGCGAACAAUUUCUACAGUUGUGGCAUAUGCGAGAGAAAUGAUUUCGGAACUGAGAGCGAGGCCCAGACUCACCGGAAAAUAGUACACAAUCUCAAAACGGGAGUUAGCUUACGGUGUGCUUACUGCAGCGGAGAUUUCCGUUCAAGGAACGAGUUGGAGAAUCAUAUGAAGGUUACUCAUAACACCGGAGGAAAACAUAAAUGCUUGAUAUGCGAUGAAAUUUUUCCAUCCCCUGCAGUAUUAGCAGAACAUAAACUUACACACUGUAAAGUUGGUGCUUCAGGUCGUUGUUCACAUUGUCCGACUACUUUACCAGAUGUGCACACCUUCAAAAUGCACCUUACUCAACAUCAUCAAACUGCACCAGGCGCAACUACAAAUGCAAGUAAUGCGUCGAAUAAUAAUAUCAGUGCGGGAACCGGCCAGGAACAAGAACGGUUUCCAAUUCAAUGUAUAUGCUGCCGACAAACCUUGAAUUCCGAAUUCGAAAUCAGUUUACAUGCAAAAUUCCAUACAAAAUCCAAUGAAACAAAUGAACGAACAUGUGCACUUUGUCUGGAACCAUUAUGUGCGAGUUCGGAUACGAAAAUAUGUGACACUUGUCUUAAACGGCAUAACUUCCCAUCCAAAUUGCUAUCGAUCAACAAUUUCAUCAAGUCAUCAUUACCACCUGCAUCAUCGGUAGCUCAACCACAAGAAGACGCCUCUAGUCAUCACCAACAACCUCAACAAAUUCAACCUAACACUGUAGUCAAGUGUAACCUCUGUAAAAAGCAUAUGUCCAGUGUACAAAAGCUUCAAGAACAUCUGAUUGAUCACACUUUCGCUGGGUGUGAAGAUCGCGGAUACAUAUGCUAUCUGUGUUCUUCUGUAUUUACAUCUUCCCUAGGACUACAGAAUCAUAUUGCUGAUCAUGGUCCACAAGCGAAACCUUACGACUGCAACCAUUGUGAUGAAGCUUUCUACUUCCGAGCAGAAUUGGAACACCAUCUAAUAAAUCACGAGUUUGGUAAGAUCAAUUUAGUUGCUAAGAAUACGAAUGAAACCACUGUAGUACAAGACAUUAAAUCGGAAAUACCAGAAACUACAGUAAAACUAGAUGAUGAAAGUCUAUCAGGUCCAGUUGCCGGUACAAGUGUAUUCAAGGAUAAACAUGAAACCUCGAUUAGUCAUAGUAAUGAAAAGCUCAAUGAGAACUACAAACAAGCUAAUGAAGACGAUGAAGAGUACAUUGAAGUUGAGCAUAACGUUGAAGAAAACAAAAGAAUUGAAAACAGAACUUCUCAAGAAGAAAACGGAGACAAUUCUAAUGAAUGUUCAGAUUGAACGUCUCGAUACGUAUCAGCUAUGAAUGAUCAAAGCCCUACUGAAAAACAAUCUUGGUAUUGUAUAAUUUAUAUACCGAAUGUCAGCAUACGCAUUUUUUGUAAUAGCUUCUUUACAUUUUGUCCUGAAUAUAAUAUAAAAUAUGUACCUACCAUCUACUCGCCACCAGUCUGAUAUCAGUCUUAUUUUAAGGAAAGACAUUGAAUGUGAUUCUAGCGUAGUAGCGUACCCAACAAUAACAGUUGCAUAGUUAUGCGCAAAAAAAAAAUGCCAGUGUUGUUCAACCAGUAACACACACGCACACACUCGCGAAUGCCGACGGUCCGUUGAGAGACAGCCAAUCCAACUGAUUCAAGGAGCUGUGCCGGGAAGCUGACGCUGAUCCAUGGAGCAACACUUAUCGGGUCGUAAUAGCGAGGAUCAUGGGUCCAGCGACGCCAGCGGAAACGUAUCCGGAUAAGCUGAAGAUCAUCGUAAACGGUGUUUUCCUCAGCAUGAUUCUACGACGUGGCCGCCUAUAUCAUACGCAGAUGAAGACGGAGUAACCAUUACAGGUAUGCAAGUGUCCAACGGCGAGCUGUCACCACUGGCGAAAGGUCUGAAGAUGAAGAAGAGUCCGGAUGGAAUUCCAAACGUGGCUCUAAAAACUGCGAUACUGGCGUUUCCAGAUUUGUUCAGGAUGUGCUGCUGCCGAAACCACCGGGGAAUCCAGUAUCGUGAAGGCCCAUAUGCCUGCUAGAUACUCUGCACAGCAAAUGGUUUUGAAAAUUCAAAGACGUGUAAAAUUGUCAACGUGUAAAUCCCAACAAACGAAAUAACAAUUUUAUAUUUAAUGUAAUUUGACUAAAUUUUACAAGCAAGCACAGUUUCAUUUUGUUUCGAUUUAAAAGAACAGUAAGAUCAAUUGAUUGUUACGUUUAUUUGCAUGCUUCAAAUAUGUGCAUGAAAAUGCAUUAAAAAUCACAACAUAGUUUUAUCUGUGUGGGAAAGCUUCUGGAAAGGAUUAUCCCUAAUCGGCUGACUCAAUUCGCGGAGGGGCGGGACCGGCUUAGCGGAAAAGCAGUUCGGACUUUAGAGAAAGAAUUUCAACAAUUUUAUGUACGCAUACCUUGAAGGAAGGGAUGAAUAUUGAAAUGCAUUAAAAACAACCGAGCCAACCAUUUAAUUUCCUUUGGAAAAUUCGAAUGUAGUCAACUAAUCCAUACUGUACGCUCAAUAUUGAGAGUGACUGUAAGUUAAAGCAAAAGUCAACAAAUUCUUCCAAACUAAUUGAUCUAUCGGUUCAAAUUAUUAACUGCAAGGA
This is a messenger RNA of Armigeres subalbatus, 6063 nucleotides long. RefSeq names its product zinc finger protein 423 homolog (gene L). The record is from RefSeq and is a predicted model, not a curated record. Bases 714 to 4760 code for a protein of 1348 amino acids. The transcript is spliced from 11 exons. NCBI's taxonomy places the organism in Eukaryota, Metazoa, Arthropoda, Insecta, Diptera, Culicidae.